Hyla sarda is the source of this 1027-nucleotide messenger RNA. RefSeq lists its product as uncharacterized. Gene Ontology annotation, cellular component: nucleosome. The coding region runs from base 134 to 1027 and encodes 297 amino acids. Lineage: Eukaryota; Metazoa; Chordata; Amphibia; Anura; Hylidae. Gene Ontology annotation, molecular function: DNA binding; protein heterodimerization activity; structural constituent of chromatin. The transcript is spliced from 6 exons. The record is from RefSeq and is a predicted model, not a curated record.
CAAGGGUCUGCUCACAGCACGUGGCCUGCGUCAGCUACAGAGGGAGGAAAAGCGCGGGCUGUAAGACGCACGUGACCAUUUUAGGGAUCUUUUCUCUUUUUUUAAUGCGCACAGGAAAUCCUAUCGGCCGGACAUGAAGUUCCGGGCACCAGAUCUUUUCAUAAUGAAAGUGCCUGAAAAGCCCUCCUCCCGGAGCAGGAAGUCAAGGGCGCCACGGAAGAGGACUGCGGAAUUGCCACCGCCACCACCGAAGAGACCUAGAGCCUCAGCAGCACCAAAGGAACCUAGAGCUUCGGCCUCACGGCAGAAUCCUGGUCCGUCUCACCGAUCUGCGCGCACUACUGAAAGACCAGAAACCAGUCGCAAUGAGACCACACAAAAAACAAGGCGCUAUCGCCCAGGUACCAGAGCACUGAUGGAAAUAAGAAAGUACCAAAGAACAACCGAUCAGCUCAUCCAGAGAGCUCCGUUUGCCAGACUGGUUAGAGAAAUUUGCCUGAAGUAUACCGGUGGUGUGACAUUCCUCUGGCAAAGCAUGGCACUUAAGGCUUUACAAGAGGCAUCUGAGUUCUUCCUUGUGGAUCUAUUUCAACAUGCCUACCUCUGCAGAGGCCAUGCAAAGAGGGUCACUUCAAAACUUUGGGGUUCAGUAGAAACCUGUCUGUCUAGAACCUCGGGUGUGUUGAUUGACCAACUUCAGCUACACUUAGAGGGCGACACCCCUAAAGAGGAUAUAAUUGCAGGUCUCCCUAUUCUUAAAAUUGCUACCAAUUUUCUUGCAGAUGCAUCUGCAGAAUCUGUCAGAUUCUGCCCGCACUGCUUUCCUGUCAAAUAUUUCAAGAUAAAAUCCAGGACAGAGGAUGUUACCUCCAAAAACAAAUUGGCCGUCCUUCCAUUUCAUGGACAAUUUGUUUUUGGAGCUGACUUAGAUAAUAUCCUGGCUAUAGCCUCGGACAAUAAAAAAGGUUUUCCCAAAGAGAAAGCUCAACUAAAAAAGACUCCCUUUUCGCCACCUUUUUCAAACUAA